Messenger RNA from Lutra lutra (Eurasian river otter), 1156 nucleotides. RefSeq names its product M-phase specific PLK1 interacting protein (gene MPLKIP). Bases 296 to 835 code for a protein of 179 amino acids. Lineage: Eukaryota; Metazoa; Chordata; Mammalia; Carnivora; Mustelidae. The record is from RefSeq and is a predicted model, not a curated record. Gene Ontology annotation, cellular component: nucleus; midbody; centrosome. The transcript is spliced from 2 exons.
CGGUUCUGAGCAGGCAGCGCAAGACCAUAAAUGCCUUUGCUGGAGCUGAGUGUUCGGCUUUUGUCCUUUUUCUUUCUCUUGCCUUUAUUUAAAUCUGCUUGAUCUCUACCCAAUUCAGUAACCCACUUCCACUGUGCGCCUGCCAGAACCUUUGUGAGGCCGGAACCAAUAUGCUGUGCCUCGAUGGCGGCCGGAGGACUGUUUUGUCAAGGACCACCAAGUCUGUGAGAAGGGUUGGUCGGGACAGUUCCGGCGGGAGAAGGCGGCAGUGAGGUCUUCGUCUUCGUCUCCUGAGAUGCACCGACAGAAUUUUCGACCCCCGACUCCUCCCUACCCCGGCGCGGGUGUAGGAGGUUGGGGUAGCGGGAGCAGCUUCCGGGGUACCCCGGGCGGAGGCGGACCGCGGCCGCCCUCCCCUCGGGACGGGUACGGGAGUCCGCACCACACGCCGCCGUACGGGCCCCGGUCUAGGCCCUACGGGAGCAGCCACUCUCCGCGACACGGCGGCAGCUUCCCGGGGGGCCGAUUCGGGUCUCCGUCCCCUGGCGGCUACCCUGGCUCCUACUCCAAGUCCCCCGCGGGGUCCCAGCAGCAAUUCGGCUACUCCCCAGGGCAGCAGCAGACCCACCCCCAGGGUUCUCCAAGGACAUCUACACCAUUUGGAUCAGGGCGUGGUAGAGAAAAAAGAAUGUCUAAUGAGUUGGAAAAUUAUUUCAAGCCUUCAAUGCUUGAAGACCCUUGGGCUGGCCUAGAACCAGUAUCUGUAGUGGAUAUUAACCAACAAUACAGCAAUACUCAAACAUUCACAGGCAAAAAAGGAAGAUACUUUUGUUAACAUUUCUGAAAUUCACCCGGAAGCUUCAUGUGUCAGGAACAUCUUGGACAAAACUUUUACUCCUGUAAUUAAGUUGAACCCUAAGAUGGUGACUUUGAAUAAUUAGUUGAGUCUUCUUGGUAUUUUUCAUCUUAUCAAGUAUUGUUGAGAUUAGAGAAGACAUACAGUAGAGUAAUUUGCAAUAUUUAGCUCUUUGGAAGUGCCUACCACAUUUUAGAAGAUUCACAGUUUCCAAAUAUUUAACGUUCAUGGUUAUAUAAUGGACAUUUGUCUUUCAAUGGUUUUCCAAUGUUUUAAAAUAAAACAUUUUGUCUUUCUAGA